AUGCCUCCCCGCCCUCGCCUGGCCAGCGCCCUGCCCGGGCCCUCGACGCUGAGACAACACGGCGCCAUCAAAUCAUCAUCGCCGCCCUCGCCUCGCCCACGCGCCUAUGCCACCGACGCAUCGACAGCUAUCCGGCCCCUUGUCGCCACCCUGCCUUCGCGCUCGCGCUACGCCUAUAAGGAGCCAGAGCUCACCGUCGACCACCUCGUCGUCGGCGGAGGCGUCGUCGGCCUCUCGAUCGCCGCGGCCCUCGCAAAGCGGUGGCCCAACAAGUCCACCUACCUCGUCGAGCGCCACCGGCACUUUGGCGAAGAGACCAGCUCGCGCAACAGCGAAGUCAUCCACGCCGGCCUCUACUACCCCAGCCACUCGCUCAAGACCCGCCUCUGCCUCGAGGGACGCGAACUCAUCUACCAGCGAUGCCAGCGCCUCGGGAUACCCUACAAGCAGACCAAGAAGCUCGUCGUCGGCGGCGACUACGCACAGCCCUACCUCGCCAAGCUCAAACAGCACUGCGACAGCCUCGGCCCCCUCAGCCCGCCAACACGCCUCCUCAGCGGCGACGAGGCCAGACAGCUCGAACCCGACCUCGCAGACAGCAUCGGCUGCGCCCUCCUCAGCGAGCGCACCGGCAUCGUCAGCAGCCACGAGCUCAUGGCCAGCCUCGAGCGUGAGCUCCUCGACGCUGAAAACGCCGAAAUCGUCUACGACACCCGCGUCGUCCGUGUCGAUCCAAGCCGGGCCUCGUCGUCGCCUUCGUCGUCGUCGUCGUCUCUGGGAGCCAAGCGGGGCACCGACGGCUCGCGGCAGGGCUGGGUGGUGCAGACCGUCACCUCGGACGCCGGCACCUCUUCCGACUCGGACGCGCUGCUGGCAAAGGUCGUCGUCAACUCGUCGGGCCUCAACGGCCCCAUGGUGCUCAACUCGCUCCUCGGCUCCAUGGGGUCGCAGGAGCCCCUCAUCCCCAUGUGGUACGCCAAGGGCAACUACGCCUCGUACAAGGGACCGGGCACGCGCAACGUCGAGCACCUCAUCUACCCGGUGCCCGACACGCGCAAGGGCACCCACGCCCACACCUCGCUCGGCACCCACCUCACCCUCGACCUCGACGGCAACGUGCGCUUCGGCCCGGACACCGAGUGGCUCUCUCCCCCGGCACCUUCCUCGUCCUCCUAUUCCUCGUCUUCGUCGCUGGACGCCGUCGACGAGGACCACAUCGACUUUUGGCGCAAGUCGCUAACGGUCUCCGAGUCGCGCCUGCCCACCAUGUACUCGCAGAUCACCGAGUACCUGCCGCACAUUUCGCGCGAUGGGCUGGCGCCCGACUACGCCGGUAUCCGCCCCAAGCUCAUCGGACCGGGCCAGGGCGGCUUUAUGGACUUUACCUUUCUCUGGCACCGUUCGGGCGACCUUGGCUCGCAGCACCUCUGGCAGCACGCCCCCGGCACCGGCCCCGCAUCUCCCACGACGACCACGGCGACGACGCCGCCACCCGUUGGGCGACACCACGUCCAGGCGCCGAGCGAGGGCAGCGGCGGCGCCAUGAUCAGCCUGCUCGGCAUCGAGAGUCCCGGCCUGACUUCGUCGCUGGCCAUCGGCGAGUACGUCCGCGACAUGGUCGCGAGGUCCUACUAUGGCGAUCACCGCAAGGAGGAGGUGCGCAACAAGGGCGCGCGCAACGAGGACGUCGGCGGCUCCGGUGUCGAUGCCUGGGCCUAG
This is a messenger RNA of Pseudozyma flocculosa PF-1, 1719 nucleotides long. RefSeq lists its product as uncharacterized. Gene Ontology annotation, molecular function: (S)-2-hydroxyglutarate dehydrogenase activity; (S)-2-hydroxy-acid oxidase activity. The record is from RefSeq and is a predicted model, not a curated record. NCBI's taxonomy places the organism in Eukaryota, Fungi, Basidiomycota, Ustilaginomycetes, Ustilaginales, Ustilaginaceae. The transcript has a single exon. Bases 1 to 1719 code for a protein of 572 amino acids. Gene Ontology annotation, cellular component: mitochondrion.